GAUUCUUCAAUAGUACAUCAAUACACGUACUUGCAGGUACUAAGUCUUCAAAGAGGCGUCCUCCCAAACCCAGAAUGUCGGUAGCGAAUCAUGCUGGAUGGAACCCGUGCGCGUCAUAGCCAUACUUGCCCAGCUGACCAGAGGCGCCAGCGGCGGGCUUCUAGAACCCCAUCAAGCAGCCUCUGCCGAUCUCCACAGCACGCUGUCCCCUAAAACGAGCCAUCGCACACGGCGUCUUCAGCGCUGCCGGCGGUGCAAGACGUUGCCCCCAGGCCUGCCGGAACAGAGCAGCGACUGGAGUUGCAGGGCCUUUGCUGCAGUGCGCCUUCCGCUUUGGUGGCCUUUGCUGCCUGGGCAGGUCCAAGGGAGCGGAUGCCUGUUCCUGCUGUUCCUGCUCCUCCUGCUCCUCCUGCUGCCCCUCCUCCUCCUCCGCGUGCCUCCUCUUCAUCUAAUUCUUCCACUUCUUCAAUCAAAACUACAUUUUCGCACAUCCACAGUGGCCAAUUCCGUUCAGCCUCACGUCGUCGGCGAAUCAACCUGCACAAGCGCAUCGCCGCUCUCCCGAUCGAUCUGAGAAAUCAAAAUACAGGCUCCGACUAUUGAACUAUCGGACGCUACGCUGCGCAACGCACACGAGCUACGCCCGAAUGUCCGCACAUCCAGCGCUGCGGUUGGUCCAGCAUCGCUUGCUCGUGGGGCGGCA
Trichoderma asperellum CBS 433.97 is the source of this 703-nucleotide messenger RNA. The record is from RefSeq and is a predicted model, not a curated record. NCBI's taxonomy places the organism in Eukaryota, Fungi, Ascomycota, Sordariomycetes, Hypocreales, Hypocreaceae.